UGCUGGAGCUCAUAUACUGUACUGCACUCAGUCAUCUGCUCUGAUCUCAGAUCUUUAACUCCAUCCCAGCAGGAACUGGAGCUUCAGCAGGGAACUGUGACUGGCUGUGUCUGGGAGAGGAGCGCAGAGCACUGGACUCUGGAUACUGUUCUUCUCUAAAGGCUCUGGUGGACAGGUAGGAUAAAGAAGGGUCCUGAUGAUGGAAGUAUUUAGAGAACAGUGCAGAAAGUGCUGAGCUAGUUAUUCUGGGGAAGAGACAGAAACUCACAUUUUGCUCUGAAUCAGUCUGUUAUUCUCUGAGCUCGAGAUGGGAGCUGGUGGUAGAACCGGCUGUGCUGCCCAGAGGAUUUACUGCCCCCUCAUCCUGCUGCUGCUCCUCUUCACCCCGCGCGUGGAUUCCUCCUGGUGGUACAUCGGUGCACUGGGUGCACGAGUUAUAUGCGACAACAUUCCCGGCCUGGUCAACAAGCAGCGGCAGUUGUGCCAGCGACACCCAGACCUUAUGCAGUCCAUCGGUGAGGGAGCCAACGAGUGGAUCCGGGAGUGCCAGCACCAGUUCCGGCACCACCGCUGGAACUGCAGCACACUGGAACGAGACCACACAGUGUUCGGCCGGGUCAUGCUUCGCAGCAGUCGCGAAGCAGCAUUUGUGUAUGCGAUCUCCUCUGCGGGAGUGGUCUACGCCAUCACCAGAGCCUGUAGCCUGGGGGAGCUGAAGAUCUGCAGCUGUGAUACCCACAAGAGAGGCCGAGCCAGUGACGAAAUGGGUGACUUUGACUGGGGCGGCUGCAGCGACAACAUCAACUACGGCAUCAAGUUCGCCAAGGCCUUUGUGGAUGCCAGGGAGAGGAUGGUAAAAGAUGCCCGAGCUCUGAUGAACCUCCACAAUAACCGCUGUGGGAGAAUGGCAGUGAAGCGUUUCAUGAAGCUUGAGUGUAAGUGCCAUGGAGUCAGUGGCUCGUGCGCUCUGAGGACGUGCUGGCUUGCCAUGUCAGACUUCCGCCGCACUGGAGACUAUCUGAGGAAGAAGUACAACACAGCAGUGGAGGUCACGAUGAACCAGGAUGGCACUGGGUUCAUGGCCGCCGAUAGGAACUUCAAAGGAACAACCAAAAAUGACCUGGUGUAUGUGGAAAGCUCACCAGACUACUGUCUUAUGGAUCGAACAGCAGGUUCUCUGGGCACUGCAGGGAGGGUGUGCAACAAAUCAUCCAGGGGAAUGGACGGCUGUGAAGUCAUGUGCUGCGGCCGAGGAUACGACACCACGCGAGUUAAACGGGUCAGCAAGUGCGAGUGCAAGUUUAAGUGGUGCUGCGCUGUGGAAUGCAGAGACUGCGAGGACACUGUGGACGUUCACACCUGCAAGCCUCAUAAGCGCCCCGAUUGGCUGGAUCUCACCUGACAGGCAUGGACGUGGUCAAUCACUUCCGAGUUUCUCAGGUUUUUCAUGUGGACCACUGCAUCACAGGGUGCGAGUCCCAGGCCUCCUGAUCCCCACCAACAGAACCUUGAACCUUGUUGGACCUCCGUGGUGAAAGAGCAGAGGUGAAGCUAAUGCCAAGUCUGGAAUCUUGCUAGUCAUUGGAUGUCAUGAGAAAGUAUGUUGUGUAUGUGGUUUGUGUCGUUGCGGUUGAAUAACCUCUGAUCAGAACUUAGAACUGCUUGCGCACUGCUUUAAAACUAUGAAAAAAAAGACUGUCCUGUUAACUUACAUAACACUAAACUUGUUGUGAGGACUUGUUUGACAAGAAUGAACUUUCGCAUUCGUUAUGCUCUUUCUUUAAACCGGACUCUGAAACGAAGAGUAAGUCUAGCUAACUGAGAUUUUAUAUUAACUUUUAUAGACAAGACACUGGAGAUGGUACAGAGCAUCAAGAACAUGUACAAAAUCAACUCACAAAAGGACUAAAGUUGGAAGUGUCCCCCAGCACUGGAGAUGGUGCUAGAGAAGAACAUACAGUACCAAUCAAAAGUUUGGACAAGUUUCCUUUCCUCAUUCAGUGUUUUUCUUUAUUUCUUUAUUUAAUUUAUUUUCUAAGUUGUAGAUUAAUAUAAAAUACAUGACAAUUGAGGGCAUGUAGUAAACAGUAAAACAAAAAAGUGUUUGGUGAUUUGGGAUGAGCUGGAGCUUCACAGCGUGAAGGAAAAGCAGCAACUAUUGUUCAGCACCUCCAGGAACUCCUUCCUUCAAGACACUGAGAAAACUAUUCCAGGUGAUUCUCCCUCAUGAAGACACUGAGAUUAAAAUAACAAGAAUGUGCAGAUCUGUCCUCAAAUCUACAAGUAAAUUCAGCUACUAAAACAUAUUCUGGUUUGUUUAACACUUUUCCUUUACAGAAUAAUUCCAUGUUUUUCCUGUAUAGCUUUAAAAACUUCAAUAUUAAUUUCACAAUUUAGAAAAUCAUAAAAAGAAAGAAAACACAUUAAAUGAGUAAAGGUGUGUCCAAACUUUGGUUGACUGGUACUGUAUAGAAAAUCAACUCAAAAUGGACUAAUGUUGGAAGUGUUUUCCAGCUGGAUUUAGACCUGAUUUGUCCAGUAGCAAUAAUAAAUCUGCAGAAGGAGCUGAUUUUUUGUACUUGAA
Astyanax mexicanus (Mexican tetra) is the source of this 2584-nucleotide messenger RNA. It is a transcript of the gene wnt2ba, whose product is annotated as wingless-type MMTV integration site family, member 2Ba. Gene Ontology annotation, biological process: cell fate commitment; multicellular organism development; neuron differentiation. NCBI's taxonomy places the organism in Eukaryota, Metazoa, Chordata, Actinopteri, Characiformes, Acestrorhamphidae. Gene Ontology annotation, molecular function: frizzled binding; cytokine activity. Gene Ontology annotation, cellular component: extracellular region. Bases 308 to 1402 code for a protein of 364 amino acids. The transcript is spliced from 5 exons. The record is from RefSeq and is a predicted model, not a curated record.